Pundamilia nyererei is the source of this 2905-nucleotide messenger RNA. Its product is annotated as ras-related protein Rab-35. The record is from RefSeq and is a predicted model, not a curated record. NCBI's taxonomy places the organism in Eukaryota, Metazoa, Chordata, Actinopteri, Cichliformes, Cichlidae. The transcript has 6 exons. The coding region runs from base 936 to 1547 and encodes 203 amino acids. Gene Ontology annotation, molecular function: GTPase activity; GTP binding.
GCUGUAGUACUCUGUGUCGGUGUGCACUUUGCGGUUGAAGGGUGCAGGGUUUUCCCACAUGACCGUGAACGCAGCGUCAGAUGAUGAGAGUGGGUCAUCAGCUGCAGUCAGUCAGGUGUGGUCGGCAGGGAGACGGUCCGACCGUCGGAGCGGCGAGCCAGCGGAAUCAACGGGCACAAGUCAGAGUGUAGCACCGGUCUGUGAGCAUGACCUACCGGCCAAGCACCGCAUCAUGACCACACUCCUUUUGGUGAACCCUCCUCGUGCAAUGAAACAGGGAACAGGUGACUUUUUAGCCAACCACCAGAGGAACCGAAGGGAUUGAGUCAAAGAAACCUCUGCAGAUGUAACCGCUGCUGUUAAAAAAAGAGGAACAUCUUAGUUUCUUUCAAGUGCAACAACCAAAAAAAAAAAGAGGUGAGGGGGAGGAAUUCUGAGGAGAAGGGCAGUAACGGGAUUUAUGAUCAGCACUACCACAAAAUGCCAAAUGUGCCCAUCCUGGAGCCGUACAUGUGAAGACUGAGCAUCCAGAGGAGUGCUGGAGCUGCACUGACACAACUGUGGAGGAGUUGUUGGAAAUCCCCCACAGGAGUGUCGCUGGGUGGAACUGGAAGUAAGGUGGAACCACGGUGCCGGCCCUCGCCGUCAAGCGUGAAUCAUAAAUGCAGAGCUCUCGAGAAGUGCCACCUACUCUGCCGGCUGCUGCGGUUUCGCUUUUAAAACGAUGUGAACAUCAGAACUGAAACUAGAGUGUAACUGGAAAUGUCCUCACACCCAAAGGGGAAGCGAACCUGUGAUUUCUGGACAAACUCUUGAGGUGGUCAGCGUUUGGAGACGGAACAAGGCGAGCGCCGCAUGUGCACUUGGAGGGAAGGAAGCUCACCUUCCUCCUAUGAAACUGGUUUUACUUGGAAAUCCAAAACAAGGCCAUCCAAAUGGCAGGGAAGGACUACAAUCAUCUCUUUAAGCUGCUCAUCAUUGGAGACUCCAAUGUGGGAAAAAGCAGCCUCCUGCUCCGCUUCGCAGAUAACUCCUUCUCAGGCAGCUACAUCACCACCAUCGGCGUGGACUUUAAGAUCCGGACGGUGGAUAUCGACGGGGAGCGGGUGAAGCUGCAGAUCUGGGACACGGCGGGGCAGGAGAGGUUUCGAACCAUCACCUCAACGUACUACAGAAACACCCACGGCGUCAUCAUAGUUUACGACGUGACAAAUCCAGAGUCGUUCGUAAAUGUUAAGAGGUGGCUGAAUGAAAUCUCCCAGAACUGUGACAACGUCUGCAAGAUCCUGGAUGUUCAUGGCCUUCACCCUCAUGGUGCUCCGGGCCAAGAAGGAGAGCCAGAACAGAGUGGAGAGGGAGCGGGAGCGGGAGAAGGACACGGUGAACAUCAACGCCCAGCGAGACCGAGACCGCAGGAAGAGGGGCAAGAAAUGCUGCUGAGACGCCGCUUCCGCCCACAGCAUUCAGCUGAGACUGAACUCGGCGCCUUCGAGGCCGUCUCUCACUGCAGAUAUGAAUGUGUGGAGCUACAGCACAGCAGGCUGUAGCUCUCGCUGUGCCUGAGGGUCUACAGUCUGCCAGCACUGAAUGCAAGUAGCAGCCAGGAGGUCACAUGACCUAAAGGAUCAUUCUGGUGUUUAUGCUUUUUUUUUUUUUUUUUUUUUCUAACCAGACUGCAGCGUGUCGUGUGUUGGACUGAAGCUAAAGAGCGACUAAUGUGCAGGUUGGUUUGUGGAUGCUAACCAGAAGAAACAUUUCUGUGACGUUUAUUCAAACGAGUGGAUUCCUGAGCUCGCCUUAAAUGACUCGUUUCAGUCUGAGCUGCACUGGUUUAUGAGGUGGUGUGUGAUCAUCAGCUUAAUCAGCACCUGUAAAACUCAAGUUACACCACAAAAAUGAAGCUUCUAUCCCGGCUUUUACAAACCUGGUUUCAUCAUUAAAACUGAUUCUUUUUUACUCAUCUCUCCAAAGACAGAAGUCAGUUCAUGGUCACAUGUAGCCAAAGAACUUUCCACCAACAUGGCCCCGAUGCUUGAGCUCUAGAGCCGGGGACCUCUGUGGUGACCAUUCAAACACGGUCCACCUUUUUGGCAUGAAACGUGUUUGAUUGGGCACUGCGUCAGUCAAUAAUGCGUCCUGAUUGGUGGAAAACCCGGAGAUUUGGUCACAUGUCGAGUCUGUGCUCCCACCACAGCUGCACAGCGCCUUAGGGAGAAUCAGUUUCUAUGUUAAAGUGCUCCGAUUCUGCUCGUUCCCUCCAUGUUUUUGGAUUAAAGCGGCUUUGCAUGAUUACUCACUUAUCUCGUGCUAGGCUUGUUUCAGACAGGCUCCAUCCUGUCUGAAACAAGCCGAUAGCUUCUCCCCUGUUAGGUCAGUUUUUCUCCGGUUGGCUCAUCAGCAGAGGUUUUGAAAGUGGGAAAAUAAUGACCUUGCGACCUUUCACAAUGACAGGUUCUAGUUGUGUAGGUUUCACUGAAGAUCAAACUGCAGGGAUUUGUUUCUAUUUUGUUCUGUUACCUUCUGUGACACGUGGAAGAUGAAAGCCAUAUCACGCUCCACGUCUUUAGUCACCAGUUGUCAUGUUAGUGGAAAAAAGGGAGAAACACUGAGAAACUCUACAUCUGUAUUUGCAGUGAACUAAAACAAGCAAAAACAAACACCAGCAUGGUCCUUUAACUUUGGUCUUAAACCACUGUUUAGAUUUUUUUUCUUAAUACAGAACAUGUAUUUAACCAGUGAAAGGGAGCUGUUUGUUCAAUUGUGACAUUAACGUAUGUGAUGAGUACAAACUGUCUGCAUGCCUUAUUUCAGUCUGAAUGAGGCCAGUAAUCCCAAAACAUGUUUUAAUGUAAAUCUGAUGCCAAGCAAAUGUGUCCAAAUACAAUAAAAGCAAUAAAUUCAGUGA